Drosophila takahashii is the source of this 2346-nucleotide messenger RNA. It is a transcript of the gene Zw10, whose product is annotated as Zeste-white 10. The record is from RefSeq and is a predicted model, not a curated record. Gene Ontology annotation, biological process: endoplasmic reticulum to Golgi vesicle-mediated transport; mitotic spindle assembly checkpoint signaling; mitotic cell cycle. NCBI's taxonomy places the organism in Eukaryota, Metazoa, Arthropoda, Insecta, Diptera, Drosophilidae. Gene Ontology annotation, cellular component: nucleus; chromosome, centromeric region; RZZ complex.
GGCUUUUUGAACGCUAUUCGCCGAUAGAGUCGCCACCGAACAAGUUGUGGAAUUUACCCUGUCUUUCGCGAUAAUUUGCCUAGAGGAGGAAGGAACCAGGACGAGAUCAGGAAAUGGAGGAAGCGGUGCCGCGUUCCAAGCUGCUGGCGGAGGUGUUCCAGGGCAAUGGGAACGGAUGCGCCAGCGUGGACGCCACCCAAUCGGCCAUUUUGAAAGUGCUGACGCGGGUGAAUCGCUUCCAGGAGCGCGUCCAGAAGCACAUAGAUGACAACUACACGGAGUUCAUGCCCAACCACACCUCGCCGGACCUCUUCCUCGAGGAGUCCGCUUCGCUGAGCCGGGAGAUCCACGAUCUCCUCGAGACAGUGGGCUCCGAGGGACUGGGCGCCCUGGAGGAGGCGAAUGCCAAGUUGGCGCGGAGUGGAAGGCAGCUGCGCGAGAUCCUCCUGGGCCUGGCGGUCAGCGAGCAUGUGCUCAAGAUCGACGAGCUGUUCCAGUGCGUGGAGGAGGAGAAGGCCACCAAGGAUUACCUGGCCAUCCUGGAUCUGGUCAGCCGUUUGAGGGCCUUCGUCUAUGGCGAGGAUGCUGAUCCGCCGGUGGCCUCGGUCGAGGUGCGACGCGUCUUCCAGGCGCUCGACUGCUACGAGACCAUCAAGGUGAAGUACCACGUCCAGGCGUAUCUGCUGCAGCAGACGCUCCAGGAGCGCUUCGAUCGUUUGGUGCAGCUGCAGAGCAAGUCCUUCCCCACCUCGCGCUGCGUCACGCUGCAGGUGAGCCGGGAUCAGGCCCAGCUGCAGGACAUCGUGCAGGCCCUCUUCCAGGAGCCCUACAAUCCGGCCGCGCUCUGCGAAUUCCUGCUGGACAACUGCAUCGAGCCGCUCAUCCUGCGGCCCGUGAUGGCCGAGUAUAGCGAAGAAGAUGCCGACUCUGGGUCCCACGUUCGUCUCUCCCUCUCCUAUGCCACCGGCAAGCCCAGCUCCGAGCAGCUGCGUCCGAACUACAAGCAGGUGCUGGAGAACUUCCGGCUGCUGCUGCAAACGCUGGCCGGGAUCAACAGCAGCGUGUCGUCCAGCGGACAGCAUGUGUUCAGCAUCAUCGGGGAUCAUGUGAAGGACAAGAUGCUGCAGCUGCUGGUGGACGAGUGCCUCAUACCGGCUGUGCCCGAGACCAUGGAGGAGUACCAGUCCGCGACGCUGUGUGAGGAUGUCACCCAGUUCGAGCAGCUGCUGGCCGACUGCUUCCUCAUCAAUCCCGAGCACGAUCGAGCACUGGGGCGAUUUGUCGAGCAGUACGACACCUACUACCGCAAUCGACUGUUUCGGCGAGUCCUGGAGACGGCGCGCGAGAUCAUCCAGCGGGAUCUGCAGGACAUGGUGCUGGUGGCGGCCAACAACGGGCCUACCGAGGUGGCCAGCGAUCCCUUCCUCUUCCCGCGCUGCAUGAUCUCGAAGAGUGCGCAGGACUACGUCAAGCUGAUGGACCGCAUCCUGCGGCAGCCCACGGAAAAGGCGGGCGAGAGCGAGGCGGAUCCCCUGACCGGCGUCAUCUCCAUCAUGCUGCACACCUACAUCGAUGAGGUGCCCAAGGUGCACCGCAAGCUGCUGGACAGCAUUCCCCAGCAGGCGGUGCUGUUCCACAACAACUGCCUGUAUUUGACCCACUGGGUGGCCCAGCAUGCCAGCAAGGAGAUCGAGAAUUUGGCGGCUUUAGCCAAGACGCUGCAGGCCACAGGGCAGCAGCAUUUCCGCGUGCAGGUCAGCUACCAAUCCUCCAUUCUCAUGGAGAUCAUGCAGGGCUUCGAGUUCGAGAGUCCGCACACCCUGGGCUCCGCUCCUCUGAAACUGGUGCGCCAGUGCCUUCGUCAACUGGAACUGCUCAAGAACGUGUGGGCCAAUGUGCUGCCGGAAACAGUGUACAAUGCCACCUUCUGCGAACUGAUCAACACCUUUGUCGCCGAGCUCAUCCGUCGCGUUUUCACGCUGCGCGACAUUUCCGCCACAAUGGCCUGCGAGCUGAGCGACCUCAUCGACGUGGUGCUGCAGCGGGCGCCCGCCCUCUUCGGCGAGCCAAACGAAGUGGUGCAAGUGCCCAGCUGGCUGAAGCUGCAGCAGCUGAAGGCCAUGAUGAACGCCUCGCUCAAGGAGAUCACGGAGCUGUGGUGCGACGGCGCCGGGCCGCUGACCGCCAGCUACAACGCCGACGAGAUCAGGCACCUCAUCCGGGCGCUCUUCCAGGACACGGAUCGUCGGGCCAAGGCCAUCACGCAGAUUGCAUAGGAAUGGAGUUACUGAAAUAUAUUUUGAUAAUAUCGAGUUGUAAAUAAUUAUAUAUCACGUCUUAAAUUGA